Molecule: messenger RNA, 3612 nt
Organism: Symbiodinium pilosum
Lineage: Eukaryota; Dinophyceae; Suessiales; Symbiodiniaceae
Source: the annotation of a GenBank genome assembly
AUGUUUCCGAACACGCACUAUGACGAUUUCCAGGUGGAGGUGGCCGUUCUGGUGGCUGUUUCUGUUUUCGUGGCUUUGGUUUUCAUCUUCUUACUGAAUCUGCUGAUAGCGCAGCUUAACCAGGCGUACCACAACAUGUUUGAAGACAUUUAUGGCAACGCGCGCCUCACACGGGCAGCUGUGAUCGUGCAGGUUAUGGGCCAGGUCCCGCGAAGUCGCUGGCAAGCCUUCCUUCGUCGAUUAGCGUUUGAUCAGCCGCUGGAGUUCAACGAAGGCGAUGUUGGAAUAGCUGGAGGCAUACAAAUCCUGGAGCCUGCGAGUGCCAAAAUCGUCACCUCGGACAGCAUCAGGCGCUUCGGUGGUUCCACGGCACCAACGAUGCCCUGGCCUAGCGAGGAGACCGCCAACCUCACCGACGAAGAUCGCUUUGAUCGCCUGGAAAAGAUGAUCGCAAAAGCGACCACAGCCAGGCACAAAGAGCACCGGCGAGGGGGCAACGGCACAGCUGGCUCCAAGGCUGGCAGUCACAUCGGCUCCUCGAUAGGCAGCUCCAACAGUGCUGAUGAGUGUCCACGUGUUCUUCUGCAUGUGGCAAGCUUCCUCAAUGCUGCAGAUGAAGGGGCAGAGGCGGAUUCUGGUACCGUCACAGUGGAGGAGGAAGCCAAAGAGGUACUGGACCAGGCCCACGCUGCGGAAACCUUGGCAAGACGCGCCGUUCGUUAUGCAUGGGGUGCUGUCUUCAUCUGCGGCAUCGGCGUUUGCAUCGACAUCUGCGGAGCUUCUUUAGACUACCAGGCGACUACACGCGCCAAGGAAGAUCUUGACGAGGAGGAGGCCAAUCUGGAGGCUUUGUUUAUCUGCAUCCUCUUCUAUUGCUUGGUAGGCCUGGUUGUGAUAGUGCACAAGGGAUCCAUGAGUCAGAUCUGCCGGUCAGUGAGAAAGUCGCCCGUCAACUCAGCGCUGCUGGACUAUGAGGUCAGCGGUGAUGGCUACUGGCUGGCCACGCUGGCUGCACCAGACAGAGGCUUAGCUGAGCUUCCUCCGCUGGAGCAUGGGCCCAAAGUGGUAGCUUGUCCUGAGCAAGUCACUUCAAGCCUGCCAGUGUGCCCGUGCACCUCAGAUCUGGAGCCCAACCAGCUGUCACAGCUGGACAGCGCGGCUCCGUGGGUGCUGAGCCCAAGUGCGGCUGCUCAGACGGAGGAAGCAGAGGGUCAGCGUGCAGCUGCCACCAGCAGCAACGGCGGCAGGAGGCCUCUGUCCCCGGAAGAACGUCUGACACAAUCCGUGAUGACAAGCUCCUAUCCCAAGCUCGAAGGUCUCCAACCUGAGCCAGUUCCGCCGCUGACAACCAGUGUGCCAUCAGGUGUGCCACAGGCGUCAUAUCAGACCCUGUUUGCGCGACCAAGCCCCAGGCCGUACAGCUAUGCAGCGGCGCCGCCGCCCAGUGGUCAGCCAGCGCAAACAACGUACCUUCAAAGUGCGGGUACCACGAGCUACCGGCUAACUUCCAGUGCGCAGAACAGCCACCGAGAGAACACAAGUUCGACCCAAGGGGGGUUCCAGCUGGAGCGCUCCGGCCGCUACUCAGUGCCUCCUGUCUCGAGCCCAACUAGGCAUCCGGGCGUUCCAAGCGAGCCGAUCGGGCACCCUUUGCCUUUGCAACCGGCCGUCAUCCAACCAAGCCUGGUGUCCACCGAUGCUGUGCAAUCCAGAGCAGUUCCGGACUUGCGACUCCGGUCUGAGCCCUAUCGUCCUGCUGUGAUGGCAACAGGGACGAUCGAUGUUAAAGCAGGGAUGGCCCCGCUCAAGUUGCCUGGUGUUGUCCAGAACAAGCUGGCAGCAUCGACACACGCAUCUGCACUGCGCGGGGCAGAGUUUCCCAGUGUGGAGCAACUAGAAAAGCCGUUGGUGGAGGCCCAUUCUGCUGCAAUGGAGUCACUGCAGCACAAUACCCUCGGCACACAUGGCCUACCUCAGGCGGCGCACUCACCUGAUACAAAGUCACUGUCUGGUUAUGCACCGUCCAACGGGGGCUCCUCCACAGCCAGAUCACGCGGUAGCCCUAGAAAAGGCCACCAGCUGCCACGUGCCGACGAAGGCGGCUCCCACUCAACUGGACUCUCGAAGCGGCUUUCCACUGGUGCCAACGAUGUGGUCAACGCAAGGGAGCGCUACCGGGACAGCCUCAAGGCUGGAGGCUUUUUCAGCUGCUUUUCCGGUUUGUUCCAGAGAAAGCCGGAGAAGAUUGAGCCAGUGGACGUCAUCCUCGUGGGAGGCGGCAUCAUGAGCGCCACCACGGGAUUGCUCCUGAAGCAGCUGGAGCCGAGCUGGCGGAUCGUGAUGAUCGAGCGACUCGAUGCCGUCGCACAGGAAAGCUCAAACGCUUGGAACAAUGCCGGGACUGGCCACUCUGCCCUCUGCGAGCCAAACUAUACUCCGCAGGUUGGCAAAAGUGUGGAUAUUCACAAGGCGGUCACAGUCAAUGAGAACUUUCAGCUCAGCCGGCAGUACUGGGCCUAUUUGGCCAAGGCAGGCCUGCUGCCGCAGCCGGAACGAUUCAUCCACUCGACUCCGCACAUGACGUUUGCGAGGGGCCAGGAUCAGAUUGCUUGGCUGAAGAAGCGCUUCGAUGCGCUGAAGAACCACCCUCUUUUUGAAGGUAUGGAGUAUUCGGAAGACAAGCAGAAAAUGGACGAGUGGGCGCCUCUCAUGAUGGCGGGCAGGAGCGCGAAAGAUAGGUGUGCCUUUUCCCGCGUGCCCCAUGGCACGGACGUGGACUUCGGUGAGCUCACGAAGGAGCUCACACAGGCUUUUCUGGCCCUUGGUGGAGAGGUUCAGCUGAGAACGACCGUGUCAGAUCUCCACAAGGAUGAGACGGCGCUCUAUGACGAGUCCUGGAUAGUCAGCACCAGGAAGACCAACAGCCUCCACAACGGGUCGAAGCGGUAUCGCGCACGAUUCGUGUUUGUAGGUGCUGGUGGAUAUUCCCUGCCCCUGCUGCAGAGAUCUGGCAUCCCAGAGAUCCGAGGGUUCAUGGGAUUUCCGAUCAGUGGCGAGUUCCUCGUAUGCGAAAAUCCUGAGGUGGCCAGAAAGCACGUGAGCAAAGUCUACGGCAAGGCUGCCAUUGGCGCACCCCCGAUGUCGGUGCCGCACCUCGACGCUCGGCGAAUUGCCGGGCAGCAGGUGCUUCUCUUUGGGCCCUUCGCUGGCUUCAGUCCAAGGUUUUUGAAGUCUGGCUCGCUGACGGACCUCUUCAGAUCAAUCCGGUUUAGCAACAUCGUCCCAGCUGCUGCUGCGGGUCUGCGGAACAUGGACCUUUCGCUCUAUUUGAUCCGCCAGCUAUUGACAACAAAGUCACAGAAGCUGGCGGAGCUCAGAGAGUUUAUUCCAGAUGCAAAGGCAGAGGACUGGGCCUUGGUGACUGCUGGACAGCGCGUCCAGAUUAUCAAGGGAGAUCCAGAAAAAACAGGCAUCCUGCAGUUUGGCACCGAGGUGGUCGCAGCAGCUGAUGGCACUCUGGCAGGCCUCUUGGGGGCCUCACCGGGGGCGUCAACUGCUGUACAGGCAGUGGCGGUAGGGCUGCGCAGCCAAGUUGAAAGCUCCAAAUCUUGA